Messenger RNA from Cetraspora pellucida, 1744 nucleotides. The record is from the annotation of a GenBank genome assembly. Lineage: Eukaryota; Fungi; Glomeromycota; Glomeromycetes; Diversisporales; Gigasporaceae.
AUGCUGCCGCCUGAUGAAAUCGCAUAUUCCAAGCAAUCCAUCCUAGAGUUACAAGAAUACCUCGAAGAAAACAACAAUAUCGUAAUUAAUUCAGAUAUCUUAACAACAAAGAAAAUAAAGGAGCUUCUUGAUCCAUGGGCUUGGUUAACAUCGGAUCAUAUCAAUACGUAUUUUUCAAUGCUCAAUACCAAGCAUCCACAAAUUCACGCGUUCCCAUCAUACUUUUACACAAAGUUAACAGCCAAUCAUGAAUAUAACUAUGAUGGGGUGAGACGUUGGACUAAAAGGACAUGUAUAUUUGAUAAAGCGAUAGUUUUUAUUCCGAUCAACUUUAGUGAUUCACAUUGGGUUUUGGCAGUACUGCGAAUGGGUCAGCGAAUAAUUGAGAUAUGGGAUUCACUGGGUGGACAACGCCACAAGAAAUCUAUUAGAGAAAAUGUUAAUCAAUAUUUGCGAGAUGAAUAUAGAGAUAAAACGCAAAGUAAAAUUAUUAAGGCAAAAGAGUUUGAAAAGUGGCCGGUAAAAAUGAAGUUUAGAACGGGAAAAACACCACAAAUGGAUGCAAAUUCGUGUGGAGUGUUUAUUUGUUUUUUUGCUAGGUUAUUAGCUGAAGGUUAUGAAGAUGAUGAGAUAUUUGAUAUAUUGUUUAAUCAUAAUGUAGUUGAACAUUAUCGAGAAUUUUUUGAAAGAUAUACUGCAUUGGAAUUAUUAGAUAAUAAAGAAGUAGAAGUGGAAAAGGUUUCUUGUAAAUUUGAAGAUUGUGAUACAGAAUAUGUAUGGCUAGGAUCAACUAGUAAUUGUAUAACCCAUCUUCGUGAUAUAUACCAAAUCACCAAAGAAUCACUUAAAAAUACAUUAGUAAAAGCAAAGCAACAAAUGAUUUACCAAAUCAUACUUGACAUUGGAGAGUUGGAUAAACAUCAUGAAUCUGAUAUUGUUGAAUCUGUUAAUUCUGAUCUUAAUAAAUUUAAAAUUAAUUGUCAAAACGUUUUUUUUAUUACUACUGAUAAUGAAUCCAAUGUCAGGUUCGCAGUGCAACAAAUGGGUUUAAAGGAAGUUAAUAAAAUCAUUUCAAAAUGUAAAGCACUUAUCUCAAUUUUAUCAAAAGAAAAAAAACAUAGACAACUUUAUGAAGCUCAAUUACAGAUUACUUCAGGGCUUAAAGAGCCACUUGAUGUUAUUAAAGAUGUGGAUACACGAGCAGAAACUAUAGGCCCUUAUAUUUCCUCUUCAGAAGAAUUUGAAUUAUUAGAAGAACUUAUCGAAGUUCUUUUCCCUUUUGAUGAAUAUCCAAUACUGGGUUUCAUGACACCAAUUUUGGAAGAACUUGCUUGUCGGCUUAGAUAUUUUAUUGGACAAAAUAGUAUGACAAUUCUUGUUAAAGAUACAAUUUUAGACAAUUUAAUUGAAUGUGCUUUACAGCAUACAACUAUUCAGAAUAUGUGUCAACAAUUUAAUAAGCUAUGUUCAAUACAAACCUCUAAUGAUAAUUUAACAUCAAUUAAUGAUAAUAAUCCAUCUUUAACAUCUUCAUAUCAACAUAAAAAAACCAAGAUAUCAGCAUUUUUUAUGCAUUUGCAUACAGAAAACUCUAACGUUGAGCCUAAUGAAUUUGACCAAUAUUGUGAACUCCCCUCAAUUGCUCUUGACGAAGAAUCUUCAAGAAGAUAUCUUGCAGUGCCAGCAUCUUCCGUACCAUCAGAGCACCUAUUUUCUGAUGCCAGAAAUCAUGUAAUGGAUAAGC